AUGGCUGUGGAAGGUGAUCAGGGUAGAGAGUUUGUGCAGAAGGGUAUUGAAGGAGGAGCAGGAGCUGGCCUGACACGCCAGGAGGGUGUCUCGGGACAGGAGCAGCCUGUUGCGAAACGUGGCACACGGAUUGCGGUUGUGCACCACCGUGCCUGGUUUGUGCAAAGUUCUCUUGUGUUCUUUUCCAGAGAUAAGGGUGGAGGAUCCGGGGAGGAGCAACUCUGUGCCGACUUUCCAGAGCUCGACCUGUCCCAGUUGGACACCAGUGACUUCGAUUCAGCCACCUGCUUCGGGGGGUUGCAGUGGUGCCCAGAGAACUCAGAGACUGAGCCCAGCCAGUACAGCCCAGACGACUGCGAGCUCUUCCAGAUCGACAGUGAGAAUGAGGCGCUCCUGGCGGCCCUCACCAAGACCCUGGACGACAUCCCCGAGGAUGACAUGGGGCUGGCCGCCUUCUCGGCCCUGGAUGAAGGAGACACGCCGUCCUGCACGUCGGCCUCACCCGCACCCUUGUCUGCACCGCCCAGCCCGACCCCAGAGGCUCUGGCCCCAGCCUCGGAGGUUGAUGAGCUUUCCCUGCUGCAGAAGCUCCUCCUGGCCACAUCCUCCCCACCAUCAAGCUCUGACACUCAGAAGGAGGGGACCGCUUGGCGUCAGGCUGGCCUCAGGUCCAGAAGUCAACGGCCGUGGGUCAAGAUGGACAGCGCCCAAGACAAGAAGGCCCUUGUGCCACAGUCUCAGAGCCGGAGUUGUACAGAACUACAUAAGCACCUCACUUCGGUGCCUUCCUGCCCCCGGGCGAAAGCCUGUUCCCCAGAGAGGGGCCUGCAACUUCUGAGUCCCCAGCUGCUUGCCGAGGAGGACAAACUGCCCAGGGAGGACUGUGCGAGCCCCCAGCCAGCUCCAGCCUCUCACCCGGCCGCUGUGACACUGGGGAGAGCAAGCCCCUACGCCCAGGCCACCCAGGAGGACAUGCAGGCCAUGGUGCAGCUCAUCCGCUACAUGCACACCUACUGCCUCCCCCAGAGGAAGCUGCCCCCGCAGCCCCCUGAGCCGGUGCCCCAGCCCCGUGGCAGCCCCUCCAGGCAGGUCCGGCCCAGGCCUCGGCACCCCUCCAAACCCUCCUGGGCUGAGUUCUCCAUCUUGAGAGAGCUUCUGGCUCAAGAUGUCCUCUGUGAUGUCAGCAAACCCUACCGCCUGGCCAUGCCUGUCUAUGCCUCUCUCACACCCCAGUCAAGGCCCAGGCUCCCCAAAGACAGCCGGGCCUCCCCUGCUCACCCAGUGCCAGUGGAGGAGGUGAGGAUCGCAGCUUCCCCCAGGAGCUCAGGGCCCCGGCCGAGCCUGCGUCCACUGAGGCUGCAGGUGAAAGGGGACGUCAGCCAGCCUGCCAGGCCACAGCAGCAGGCAGAAGAGGAGGAGGAGGACGAAGGAGAGGAGGAUGAAGACAAAGAAGAGGAAGAAGAAAAAGAAGAGGAGGAGGAGGAGGAGUGGGGCAGGAAAAGGCCAGGCCGAGGUCUGCCAUGGACCAAGCUGGGGAAGAAGCCGGAGGGCUCUGUGUGCCCUGUGCGGCGCUCUCGGAGACUGAACCCUGAACUGGGCCCCUGGCUGACGUUCUCUGAUGAGUUGCUGGCCCCCUCAGAGCCCCAAGGUGCUCUGUCCUCACUGCGCCUGCCUCCCAAGGCCUGCGACAUGGAGGGACAGCUGGGCAGCCCCGCGGACGAGGACAGUACCCAUGACCAGCAGCUCCUACGGGGACCCCAGAUCCCUGCCCUGGAGAGUCCCUGCGAGAGUGGGUGUGGGGACACGGAUGAGGACCCCAGCUGCCCACAGCUCCCUUCCAGAGACUCUUCAAGGUGCCUCAUGCUGGCCUUAUCACAAAGCAACCCCCCUUUUGGCAAGAAGAGCUUUGAACAGACCCUGACAGUGGAGCUCUGUGGCACAGCAGGACUCACACCCCCUACCACGCCUCCCUACAAGCCCACAGAGGAGGAUCCCUUCAAGCCAGACAUCAAGCACAGCCCAGGCCAGGAGACUGCUCCCGGCCGCCCCUCCCCCGAGGCCCUCCAGCUCAUGGCUGCCCCAGGAGCUGCCCAUAAGCUGCCUAAGAAGCUCUCAGAAAGGAGUGCGCUCCUGUCCCACCUGCAGCAUGUCCCAACUCGGCCAGCCUCCCAGGCUGGCCAGAAGCGCCCCUUCUCCUGUUCCUUUGGAGACCAUGACUACUGCCAGGUGCUCAGGCCGGAGGACGCCCUGCAGAGGAAGGUGCUGAGGUCCUGGGAGCCAUCUGGGGACCAGCUCCAGCAAGGUACCCCAUCAUGGGCAGAGACGCAGGCCCCUGGGAAGGAAGAGAACCCAAGCUGUGACGUCUGUCAGCCACCCAAGGACAGUGUGCAGCUGAGAGACCACGAGAUCCGUGCCAGCCUCACCAAGCACUUUGGGAUGCUGGAGGCUGCCCUGGAGGAUGAAGACCUGGCCUCGUGCAACAGCCCUGAGUAUGAUGUCUUUGAGGACAGCAGCAGCAGCAGUGGUGAGAGCAGCCUCCUCCUGGAGGAAGAGGAAGAGAGGGAGGAGGAGGACAACGACGCAGCGGACUCGGGGGUCAGCCCCCCUUGCUCUGACCACUGCCCCUACCAGAGCCCACCCAGCAAGGCCAGUUGGCAGCUCUGUUCCUGCGGCCACUCCGGCUCUGGCUCCUCAUCCUGCCGCUCCUGGUCACCAGCUCCCCGAAGGGACUUCAGAUGUGAGAGCAGAGGUCCAUGUGCAGACGGAACCCCAAGUGUCCGGUGUGCCAGGAAGCAGCAGGAAAAGGCCAUUGGUGAAGGCCGAGUCGUGUAUGUUCAAAAUCUCUCCAGCGACAUGAGCUCCUGGGAGCUAAAGAAGCGCUUUGAGGUGUUUGGCGAGAUCGUAGAGUGCCGGGUGCUGACGAGAAGUAAGAGAGGCGAGAAGCAUGGCUUCAUCACCUACCGGUGUUCUGAGCAUGCGGCCCUGUCCCUGCAGAAUGGCACCACCCUGAGGAAGCGCAACGAGCCCUCCUUCCGGCUGAGCUCGGGCAGGCUCCGGCACUCCUGCUGGCCCCAACACACCGACUGCGACGGCAAUCCAGAGGAGGCCCUUCCUGCAUCUGGGAAAAGCAAGUACGAAGCCAUGGAUUUUGACAGCUUGCUGAAAGAGGCCCAGGAGAGCCUACACUGAUAACAGCCUUAACCUCCGAGGAAUACCUCAAUACCUCAGACAAGGCCCUUCCUAUAUGUUUACGUUUUCAAAGAAAGAAGUAGAUGAGAAAGAGCGAGCGAGCGAGCGAGCGUGGGAGAACACGUGAGAGAGACUUGAAACUACUGUCCUUUUAAAAAAAAAAUCGAUGUUUACAUUGCACAAAGCUGCUUCUGUCUGUGAGUUUCCAUGAUGUCGAUGUUCUACUGCCACAUUAGGGUCCUCGCUUCCAAAGGGUCGUCCUGGGUACGCCUCGAAGUGCGGGGUCAGUCACCCACUGCUCCCCCGCCCGACUGACUUCCUCUCGUAGACUUGCAGCCUUUUCGUCAUAACAUCUCCUGUCUGUAGUGUGUGAUGAUGAAACUGUCACUUGUGAAUAGAAUCAGGAUUAUCAACUCAUUUUUAACCGAACAAAAAAAGUAUAUCCUUAAAAUAACGUAUCUAUGGCUCAGAUGUACUGUGCCCCAGAUUAUUGUAUCGCUUCCUUGAUUUUUAACUAUGCACAGUCACGAGGUGUUUGCCAUUGAGCUGAGCUGCUCCCCUGCGAGAUGGCCCUGGAGGUGCUGGGGGUGCCGGGAGGCUGGUCCCCGGGAAAGCACAGCCUGCAGCCCCAACAACUAGGAACAGUGGAGAGAUGGGCCUUUUCUGCCAAGUCCUGCCAUGACUUAUUUGGAGCAAGUUUGGGUCUAGUUACAGCCCCAUCUGUCAGUGCUCAGAUCUUGUGUGAAGCCAGGAUGAGCCACAUUAUUUUCAUUUUCCAGGGGAAGCCUCAGGGCCGUGCAGGGCAAAAUGACCUGCCGUGUUCAAGGCCAUUAAGAAGGCAGAGCGGUGACUCAGCCCAGGCCUUCUUCUCCUGGUCACUCCUGCAGUAGCUGGGGUGAAGAUGCCAUGCUCUGGGACUGGCGGAGGUGUGUUAGGCUGCCUUGGGCACCAGACUAGAAGCCAAAGGCCUCAUCUGGGAGAUCAAUUGGCUGUGGACUCAUGAGCACUAGGCAAGUCCCAGUCCCAGCGUGAUCAGCAGGAUCAGCUUUGAUCCUGAGUGAACACAGCUUCAGGACUCUGAAGUGUCUCUGCAGUGGUCCGGAUGGACCUACUGGUCUAAGAGCGGUCAUCCUGUGGGGGCCAGCUACCAGCCCGUCCUGCUACUUCACCUUGGCCUCAUCUGUGAUGCAGUUUUGAUGGCUAGGGCAGG
Fukomys damarensis (Damara mole-rat) is the source of this 4399-nucleotide messenger RNA. It is a transcript of the gene Ppargc1b, whose product is annotated as PPARG coactivator 1 beta. Gene Ontology annotation, cellular component: nucleus. Gene Ontology annotation, biological process: positive regulation of transcription by RNA polymerase II. The record is from RefSeq and is a predicted model, not a curated record. Gene Ontology annotation, molecular function: RNA binding; transcription factor binding. Bases 1 to 3189 code for a protein of 1062 amino acids. Lineage: Eukaryota; Metazoa; Chordata; Mammalia; Rodentia; Bathyergidae. The transcript has 13 exons.